Messenger RNA from Arvicola amphibius (Eurasian water vole), 303 nucleotides. RefSeq names its product small lysine rich protein 1 (gene Smkr1). The coding region runs from base 1 to 303 and encodes 100 amino acids. The transcript has 2 exons. The record is from RefSeq and is a predicted model, not a curated record. Lineage: Eukaryota; Metazoa; Chordata; Mammalia; Rodentia; Cricetidae.
AUGCAAGGAAGCGCCACGCUAGAGAGUGCCACGCUAGAGAGUGCCACGCUAGAGAGUGCCACGCUAGAGAGUGUCAUGCUAGAGAGUGCCAUGCAUCCCUCAGGUAAAGGGAAGAAAGGGAAAGGCCGGGUUAAGAGUUUCGGAAAGAAGCAGAAGCCGAAGAAGCCAGAAGCAGACAUCCUCAGCCCUGCCGCCAUGCUGAACCUCUACUACAUUGCCCACAAUGUCGCCGACUGCCUGUACCUUCGGGGCUACCCUUGGCCCGGCGCUCCCAAAGGGAGGAAGGGGAAGAGCAAGAUUUAA